Molecule: messenger RNA, 815 nt
Organism: Rubroshorea leprosula
Lineage: Eukaryota; Viridiplantae; Streptophyta; Magnoliopsida; Malvales; Dipterocarpaceae
Source: the annotation of a GenBank genome assembly
AGAAAAGAAGAAACUGAAGAAGCAAAGCAGAGUAGACCCGAUGCAUAGGAGGAAGGGAGGUGAAGUCACUCGAGCAACCUGUGGUCGACCGAUCCAGCCAUGGGACACCCUUCAAUCUACUCCAGAGAGGAUGGUGCGAAAUCUCCAAGACGCGGCGGCAGAGAUCCAGGUCGACGGAUCGAUUCGAAACCAAAGAAACAGAGCAAGAAAAACAGAGAAACCAAACAAAGCAAGAAGCCAAGGAAACAGAGCAAGAAAAACAGAGCGAAACCUAGAACCUACGUUCUUCGAGGAACCCAAGAACCCAGAACUGGGUUCUUCACGAAACCCAGAUCUGGGUUCCUCACGAAACCCAGAACCCAGAACUAAGUUCCUCAAGGAACUGGGUUCCUCAAGGAACUGGGUUCCUCAAGGAACUGGGUUCCUCAAGAAACCUAGCACCGUCUGGGUUCCAGGAAGAACAAAGAUGAAUAGGCGAAGAUCAGAUCUGGGCGACGGCCGCCAGAUCUGGGAAUUCCAGCGUGCAGCUCGGCACCCGAAGGGCCUAGUCGUCGAGAGACCUCAUGGGGUCAUCGGAGCAGGGAACAGGCCGGCUCCAUCGGGCUUGAGCAGCCGGAGAACCCAGCGGCUCAAGCAGCAAAACUCGGAAGCCCAAGGCUUCCGAGCACAAAAACAACGGGAUGCCGGAGAAGAUGAUCAGAAGCCGGAGAACCCAGAUCUGGAGAGGAAGAAGAAGAGGGGAAGAGAGGAGAAAGAGAAAGAAUAAGAAAAGUUAAAAAAAGUCAUGUGGACCCCAUUAAAAGGGAAAGUUUAAA